Parnassius mnemosyne (clouded apollo) is the source of this 1500-nucleotide messenger RNA. The record is from the annotation of a GenBank genome assembly. Lineage: Eukaryota; Metazoa; Arthropoda; Insecta; Lepidoptera; Papilionidae.
AUGGAGCGACGGAAAGGACUUUUCAUUAUGUUAUGGGUGGCAGUCAUCCCAUUGCAUAAAGCAGAUAAUUUAGAACUCUUAUUGGGAACUCUGCGAACACAUCAAAAAGCUGCGUGUGACGAGGAUAUGGUCACACUCAUCUGUCCCCGUGGUACUACAAUCAGCAUUCAAGUAGCUCAGUACGGUGCUUCGGCGUCUCAAACAUCAUGUUCUCCUGAACUGGCAGAAUACCAACCGGUUGCUGUAGAAGUCGUGGGCGAUACUUCAUGCACAUGGCCUAGUGCCUUGCAGUAUUCAUUGUUACAGACAGUCGUGGAGGCGUGUCAGAAAAAGCGACAGUGCAAAUUUAACACAAGUCCAAAAACAUUUGGUGUUGAUCCAUGUCCUGGUUCUAGAAGGUUCGUCGAAGUCGCUUACAAGUGCCGUCCAUAUGAAUUCCGAAGUAAAGUUGGCUGCGAAAACGAUGUACUUCAUUUAAGCUGUAACCCACAUUCAAGAGUUGCUAUAUAUUCGGCUCAGUAUGGAAGAACUGAGUAUGAUUCAAUACAGUGCCCACAGCCAAGGGGAAUGAAAGAAGAGACUUGCUUAGAACCUUACGCCACUGAGACAGCAAUGCGAGAGUGUCACGGAAAGAGACGCUGUGUGUUGGCAGCUGACAGCAAGAUGUUUGGCAAGCCUUGUCGUGUAGGUAGCCGAACUUAUCUCAAAAUCGUUUACACUUGUGUACCGCGCACGGUCCUCAAAGAGCGUUACGAGAGUGCACCAGAAGAAGAUGAGGUUGCUUAUGAUAUAUCUGAUAAUGAUCAAGAAGAUGUCGACGAAACCAGUGACCGUUGGUGGGGAGAGCAAGCCAUACCACCUGCUCCUGCCGUUGCUGCAGUGCCUUCUCAAAAACCUUCAAUAUCAACGAUUAGUAACUUUACAAACAACAAUCAACAGGACUCAUUCCCAACAUCACCAAAGCAACAUGUUACAAAAAAUGAUCAAUUCGACAUCAUCUAUGUGUACAUCAUUGCUGCUAUUGCUGUUGCUCUUUUAGUUUGCAUCAUUGUGGCUACAGUGCGUUGCGUCAUAAAUAAGCGUAAUAUAGAACAACCGAAAGGACCCGAUGUAUCAGCUACAACAGAAAUUCCGAAUGGCUUUAAUGACAGUAUAUCAGAAGUUGACAACGAUAUAAAUAUAACAAGUCUCUCGGGUCCUGUUGAAACUAUAGUUUCGGGACUAAAACAAGAAAUGCAACUUGAAAAUAUGACUCUUAGUCCAAAAAUUAAUCGUUACGUAGGACGUCCAGUCCCAAACACAUAUCCACAUGUAAGCAGUAACAUAUAUGGACAAGUUGCCGACUAUCCUAUCGAAAUGCCUCUUCGAACAAUGCAACAUGGAACUUUAGGACGCGGUGUAGCAGUAAAGACUUUGCCAAGAGUUCAAAUACAAGCCGAAUCUGACCGCAACACAAGAAGUUUAUAUCGUUAUUCAAACGCUCAGUACUAUUUUGGGUGA